CGUUUUUCGAAAUGCGAGUCUGCGUCUUUGCAUCCUCAAGCUCACUUACACCGGAGCCAUAUCUCAAGGUGGCACGUGAGUUGGGGGAGGAGAUAGCCAAGGCGCAGUACCUCUGCAUCAAUGGCGGAGGCAAAAACGGGUGUAUGGGUGCCUUGAAUGAGGGGGCGCGGGCCGGUGGAGGCAAGAUCAAGACGGUCAUCCACGGAAAGUGGGUGAUAGACAAGAUGGAGUUCGAGGACGUGGACGAGCUCGUGAUCGCCCAGGGCAACAAUCUGCAGGAACGGAAGCGUUUGUUGUGGGAGACCUGUGACUGUGUGAUAGUCUUGCCCGGCGGGACAGGGACGUGGGACGAAUUAAUGGAGGUGGCCUGCCACAAUUCUGUGGGUUUCGGGAAAAUCCCCAUCACCCUCGUCAAUGUGGAUGGCUUUUACGACGGCAUUAUCCAGCAGGUGGCGCGGGCAGCCCGGGAUAAAAUCCUGUAUGCCACCCCUGACGACACCAUGCACGUGGAGACAACUGCUCAAGGCGCUCUAUCCUGGUGCGCAAAGCGGGUGCAAGCCCAACGGGAGGCUGGAGGUGCUCUAGGGGGCGACGCCCUGGUUUUGCAAGGACGAACCAGGACGUUUAUCUUCCAGCGGCGGCACUCCUUUUUGGUCGGUCUGGUGCUUGGCUUUGCAGGCGCGAUCUUGACGGUGGGAGAGGCAGCCUUACUCAAUCGAUUCUGGAGGAAACGUCAGGCUGGAAGGCGCUUCUAGAUAGACUUUUAGAGAGCGCGAACUCUCAAUAGGUCUAGCAGGUGAAGAAUGUGAAGGUGUCAUUUAUGGGCUAGCAACUUUAAAGCAUGUACACCUAGAAGGAACGACUUGCGCUCCAACGGGAGGGACCGCCCUCGUUUAGUCAGUACCGUUUUAAU
Messenger RNA from Nannochloropsis gaditana CCMP526, 913 nucleotides. RefSeq names its product lysine decarboxylase-like protein. The record is from RefSeq and is a predicted model, not a curated record. The coding region runs from base 12 to 755 and encodes 247 amino acids. Gene Ontology annotation, cellular component: cytosol. The transcript has 4 exons. Gene Ontology annotation, molecular function: hydrolase activity, hydrolyzing N-glycosyl compounds. Gene Ontology annotation, biological process: cytokinin biosynthetic process.